AACAGCGGGCAUCGAACUGCCAACCGAGCGCUCGUUCGUUUGCUCCUCGCUCCAUUUGAAGCAAAGUUCGUCGCUGCAGUUCCGUUUAAAUUUUAGAAGUCACGCUCACGAAAUUCCACUAGAUAAGUCGCUGUUUCCGUGGAGAGGGGGAAAUCAAGUUAGUGUACGGCGGAUGUGUUUUUUCUGGCUUGCUCGAUAGACUUUGUUUAUUGUUUAUAUUUUGCGCUUCGGUAUAAAAGCAAUUUCUCGAAUGCAAAAAGACACCAUUAUUGCCGCUUAGGUGGCUCCUAGCAGAUUUCGUUCUAAUUCUACGCGAGUGUUUUGAUAAAAUCGAGCUUUGUUAUUUAAUUGAGGUGUUCUCGAGUGCAUCGAAAGGAUGAAUCAAUUCGUGUUCAGUGUGUGUUGUGUUUUGCUGUGCGUAACGGUGCUUUCAUUGCCAGCGCCACAGAAUUUGGGAGCAGGAUCAGCAGGUCAGGACGUGAAAGUACUGCAAUAUUACAAUCAGAACAAUGGACUCGACGGAUAUAAAUUUUUCUACGAAUUGAGCGAUGGUCAGGUCCGAAAGGAGGAAGGCACAUUCGUUGACGGUAAGGAUGCCGCGGGUGGGGACGUGAAAAUACUGCACGUGAUAGGAGCGUACUCGUUCAUUGCUCCCGAUCAGCAAACCUACUGGGUGAAUUUCACUGCUGACGAAAAUGGCUACCACCCGAAAGUUGGUUCAGGUACGGUCGGAGGAAUUCAACCAGGUCGAGAUCUUUUCAGCCAGUAAAUAUUUUCAGUCGGUUCCGAAUAACACUGUUUUGGCAAGUUAAAGGCAGAUUCCUUAUA
Wyeomyia smithii (pitcher-plant mosquito) is the source of this 828-nucleotide messenger RNA. Its product is annotated as endocuticle structural glycoprotein ABD-5-like. Gene Ontology annotation, cellular component: chitin-based extracellular matrix. The record is from RefSeq and is a predicted model, not a curated record. Gene Ontology annotation, molecular function: structural constituent of chitin-based larval cuticle. The coding region runs from base 377 to 769 and encodes 130 amino acids. The transcript is spliced from 2 exons. NCBI's taxonomy places the organism in Eukaryota, Metazoa, Arthropoda, Insecta, Diptera, Culicidae.